CUUAUUGUGACGUCCAGCGGAACUUGGCUUUUGUUGUAGCGGGUCUGAGCCGGAAACGCGCGGGGAAGCUCUUCCUCUGUCAAACACUAGCCGGGAGAAUGCCGUCGAUCGAAUACGACGACUCCAAGCCCAGUUGGGCCGACCAAGUGGAGGAGGAGGGAGAUGAAGGAACACUGCCAUCCCCCAAGGAAACUAUCAAAGGGAAUAUCAAAACUAUCACCGAUUAUAAAAUAGAUGAAGAAGAUGGAAAAAAGUACAAGAUCGUUCGAACCUUCAAGAUCGAGACAAGGAAGGCCUCAAAGGCUGUGGCCAGGAGAAAGAACUGGAAGAAAUUUGGCAACUCUGAGUUCGAUGCACCGGGUCCAAAUGUUGCCACUACCACGGUCAGCGAUGACGUCUACAUGACAUUCAUUUCCAGCAAAGAGGAUCUCAAUGCUCAAGACCAGGAUGAGGAUCCCAUGAAUAAGCUGAAAGGACAGAAGAUCGUUUCCUGUCGUAUUUGUAAAGGCGACCAUUGGACCACCCGCUGUCCUUACAAGGACACUCUGGGGCCAAUGCAGAAGGAGCUAGCCGAGCAGCUGGGUCUUUCCACUGGAGACAAGGACAAGCCUUCGGGAUUAGCGGAACCCGAGCCAGCCCAGCCCGCCCAGAGCAAAACCGGGAAAUAUGUGCCACCAAGCCUGAGAGAUGGCAGCACACGGCGAGGAGAAUCCAUGCAGCCCAACCGCAGAGGUGGGGCUGAUGACAAUGCCACCAUCCGUGUGACCAACCUUUCGGAGGACACCCGUGAGACAGACCUGCAGGAGCUUUUCAGGCCUUUUGGCUCCAUCUCAAGGAUCUACCUGGCCAAGGAUAAGAAUACUGGACAGUCAAAGGGUUUUGCCUUCAUCAGUUUCCACCGUCGGGAGGACGCCUCCAGAGCUAUCGCAGGAGUGUCAGGAUUUGGAUAUGAUCAUCUUAUUCUUAAUGUUGAAUGGGCCAAACCAUCGAACAACUGAGGAGUUCGUCGGAAUCUGUUUCAGGAUGAGGCCAGAUUUGAUCGCAUAGUAAAGUUUGGCAAUGACCCUAGCAACAUAAAAUAAAAAAUGUUAAAAUCAU
Molecule: messenger RNA, 1098 nt
Organism: Cynoglossus semilaevis (tongue sole)
Lineage: Eukaryota; Metazoa; Chordata; Actinopteri; Pleuronectiformes; Cynoglossidae
Gene: eif3g
Product: eukaryotic translation initiation factor 3, subunit G
Exons: 10
Coding region: 99-998 (299 amino acids)
Cellular component (GO): cytoplasm; eukaryotic translation initiation factor 3 complex
Molecular function (GO): translation initiation factor activity; RNA binding
Source: RefSeq, a predicted model, not a curated record